Molecule: messenger RNA, 2206 nt
Organism: Pectinophora gossypiella (pink bollworm)
Lineage: Eukaryota; Metazoa; Arthropoda; Insecta; Lepidoptera; Gelechiidae
Gene: Nubpl
Product: iron-sulfur protein NUBPL
Exons: 5
Coding region: 124-1086 (320 amino acids)
Biological process (GO): mitochondrial respiratory chain complex I assembly; iron-sulfur cluster assembly
Cellular component (GO): mitochondrion
Molecular function (GO): 4 iron, 4 sulfur cluster binding; ATP-dependent FeS chaperone activity; ATP binding
Source: RefSeq, a predicted model, not a curated record
CAGUUUGACGUUUGAGAAGAUUUGGAGAGGAGUUUUCGCUUAUUUAUGUUAAAUAUUACCGAAAAAUAAUUUUUAAACGACGUAUUUAUAAAAAAUUGUCUUAUAUUUUCUGAGUCGUCAAAUAUGAGAGUUCAAAAAGUGUUACAUAGGGUUUAUAGCCAGUUAUUGGCGCCUAACAUUGGUGUGGCCGCACAAUCAUGCAGCUUACAAGUUCGCCUGAAACAUAGUAAAGAGGAAGUCAAUGAACACCGGGCUAAAGUCAUGGGACGUGGGUUGCCAGAGAAGAAACCCCUGCGGGGGGUUAAAAAGAUAAUCCUUGUGGCAUCUGGAAAAGGUGGAGUAGGGAAGACUACUACAGCAGUAAAUCUGGCAUGUGCAAUGAAAGUGAUUGAGCCGGACAAACAGAUAGGAUUGCUAGACGCAGACGUAUUUGGACCUUCAGUGCCUCUCAUGAUGAAUAUAAGUGGUGAACCUAUGCUCAAUGAUGAUCAUUUGAUAGAACCACUACUCAACUAUGGAGUUAAAUGCAUGUCAAUGGGUCUCCUGGUGUCAGGUGAGAACGCAGUUGUGUGGCGCGGCCUGAUGGUGAUGCAGGCGUUAGACCGGCUGACGAGACACGUGGCGUGGGGGCCGCUCGACUGCCUCAUAGUAGACACACCGCCCGGCACUGGCGACACGCAUCUGUCCCUCGCACAGAACCUGCCUAUUGAUGGCGCACUUGUAGUGACGACGCCCCAGUCCGCAGCUCUACAAGUCACGAAGCGAGGCGUGAACAUGUUUGAAAAACUAAAAGUUCCUAUAAUCGGCAUGGUGGAAAACAUGUCGCAUGCAGUCUGCCAGCAAUGCGGCAGUAAAAACUUCGUGUUCGGAUCUGAAACUAAGCAGACUGCAGCACAGAUGGGCCUACGAAUUAUUGAAAGCUUUGAAGUGGACCAGAGUAUGUCGGAGUGCAUAAAUAGUGGUAAGCCCGCGAUAUACGCGCUCCCAGACAGCAUACACGCGGAGAAGUACCGGCAACUUGCUAACAAAGUGUUCAAGUACAUAGCAGAUAAGGACAACCAAACGGUCAAAGCCAAAGGACAGUAAACAUUGUUUAUGCUAUGUUUAGUUUCACACCUGUAUCCCCAAAUACAGGCAGAGCUGUUUAGUAUAUUAUAUAUUAGUGUUGCCGCUCGAUAGCGCCCUAUCGAUAGUUUACCAACAAACGAUAAUAUCGAUAAUUAAUAGAUGGUAUCAAUACUAUCGAUAGCUUACUCGAUAUCGAAGAGCGAUACUAUCGAUAGUAUUGAUAGUGUUUUGUUUUUCAACUAUCGACACUAUCGAUAGUUUUUCAUCUUGUAACUAUCGAUAGUAUCGUUGCUUAUCAAUACUAUCGACAGUAUCGAUACUAUCGAUAGGCCUAUCAGUUGGGUAGAUGAUUUUGGCCGUUUACUAUCGAUAGUAAAACUAUCGAUUUUUCGGCAACACUAUUAUGUAUACACCCGCUCCUCGCCAGCUAUGUUGAAGUCCCAUGUAUCAGAGGGCGAGUCUAUUGCCAAUAAAAAGGCACAUAUCCUGGCAACCACGUGACAUAAAUAAUCUAUACAGACAGGAGCGCACAAAAUAUCUACACGUAGUUGUUGAAUCUUCUUUAUUUUAAAUAUUUUACAAAUAAAUCUGUUAUAUAAAAAAGACGUCGUCUCACUUACAAAUAACAUAAAAUAUUAUGGCAAACCACACAGCUAUCCCAGUCACGGAGAAUCCAACGAAAAUAAAACAUUUAAUAUUUAUGUCAAAAUUUAUUUAGAACAAAAUGAUUUAAUUAGAAUCCACCUUUAACUUCUAUGGCCGAACCGUAGCUUAAUAAAAAAUAAAAAAAGGUACUAUAAAAAUAUUUGUCUUUUAAAUAGUUUUAUAAUAAUAUACAGAUAGAGGAAAAUUUGUUUUGGAAGAAUAAAGAAUUGAUCUUGGAAACAAUAUUUUAAUAUCAGCCUAUAAACUUAUGGCUAUUGGAAUAUUUAUUUCUAAUACAAAGAUUUCUCACACGGCCAUAAAAUUUACACCUUCUUUGAAGAUCCCACAGAGUCGGUUAUCAGUCAAUAAGUACAAAAUAGAUAUAAUAUAUUUACAUUGACAUCACAACAGGUAGAAAAAAUUCGGAAUGAAGAUGUAACACACUAGACAAACGAAAUCGGCUCAGGUCAGUCCGAGAACAUACGCUUACAUU